Hemicordylus capensis (graceful crag lizard) is the source of this 5519-nucleotide messenger RNA. RefSeq names its product EH domain binding protein 1 (gene EHBP1). NCBI's taxonomy places the organism in Eukaryota, Metazoa, Chordata, Lepidosauria, Squamata, Cordylidae. The record is from RefSeq and is a predicted model, not a curated record. Gene Ontology annotation, molecular function: protein binding.
CUUUCCUCUCUUCUCACCCCACCCCUUCUGCGCGGAGAGCUUUGCUCCCCCGCCUGCUCCGCCUCUGCCUUGUAGAAUGAUUGACGCAACCCUUCGGCCAAUGCGCGUGCUCGAUUUGGGAGGGCUCGUGCACCUUGCCAAUGGCGUGCUCAGAGCGAUGCGGUUUGGUUGUGCUGCUGGGCGAAGUUGGUGUGAGGCGCGCACCUCUGGCAGCAGGAGGGUGGUGACUGUGGAAUGCGAGCUGCUCCUGCUGCUGCUGCUGGGUCUUUUGGAGUAAUAGUGGUGGUGCCGCUGCUGCUGCCUUUAUUGCUCCCAGCUUGGGGAGGGAGCCUUCGGCUUGUGUGCUUAGAUUCACUGAUCUGCAGUGUGGCUCUUGGAGUAACUGGAGCGGAUCAGCUGCUCUCUGGUGCCGCUGCUGUAAUGGGCAGCUUUAGCACUGCGUGGUGCGUGUGACAGCAGCAGCUCCUGCCUCCCUUGGAUUAAAUGUGUGUGGAGCGGGAGGAAGUCCUGCAGUCUGAACUUCACUGAGCCCAUGAAGAGGAGUGAUGACUCCAUGAGGAAACUUCUCUGCAGUUGCUCUUCCCAUCAUGGUUUAUGUUGCAUCCAGCCAAUAAUGUGCCAUUCACUUCAAGUGGGAUUUACCCUGGGAAAGGAAUAUCCAGAACAUGCAUCCUGAGCAUCCUUUCAAUCUCCUCACUGCUCAUUAUUUUUGUUAGAUUUGCAUGUAUAUCACUUAGCGCAAACAUACUGUCAGACCUGCCUUGCUCAACCUGAAACUCCUACUCCUGUUGAAUUUUUAGCUCUGUGAACUCUUCAUCAUCAUCAUGGCUUCAGUAUGGAAAAGACUGCAGCGUGUUGGGAAACAUGCAUCCAAGUUCCAAUUUGUGGCCUCUUACCAGGAACUGAUGGUUGAGUGCACUAAGAAAUGGCAGCCAGAUAAACUGGUGGUGGUUUGGACGAGAAGAAGUCGAAGGAAAUCUUCCAAGGCUCAUAGCUGGCAGCCAGGAAUAAAAAAUCCAUAUCGUGGUGUGGUUGUGUGGCCUGUUCCUGAAAACAUUGAAAUCACUGUGACGCUUUUUAAGGAUCCCCAUGCUGAGGAAUUUGAGGACAAAGAGUGGACAUUUGUUAUAGAAAAUGAAUCUCCUUCUGGACGCCGGAAAGCUCUUGCCACCAGCAAUAUUAACAUGAAGCAAUAUGCAAGUCCCAUGCCUACGCAAACUGAUGUCAAGUUAAAAUUCAAGCCUUUGUCUAAGAAAGUUGUUUCUGCUACCCUGCAGUUCUCUUUAUCAUGUAUUUUCCUGAGGGAAGGAAAGGCAACUGAUGAAGACAUGCAAAGCCUGGCCAGUCUGAUGAGUAUGAAGCAAGCGGACAUUGGAAAUUUAGAUGAUUUUGAGGAAGACAAUGAAGAUGAUGAAGAAAAUAGAGUGAACCAGGAGGAGAAGGCUGCAAAAAUUACAGAAAUUGUAAACCAGUUGAAUGCUCUGAGCAGCUUAGAUGAAGAUCAAGAUGACUGCCUAAAGCAAGCAAAUAUGCUUUCAGCUAAAUCAGCCAGUUCCUCUGAAGAGCUUAUCAACAAGCUUAAUUUCCUGGAUGAAGAGGAUCAAGACUUGGUCAAUUCCAGUUCAAACCCAUAUGUAGAUCCUAAUAGAACAGAACUAAACCCUUUUGGAGACCCUGACAUGGAAGAACUGGAUAUUAAGGUGGCUUCAUCUUCAAAACAAGAGGAAUCAUAUGAUGAUGAUGAUGAUGAUGAAUACAACCCCUUUAAAGAAGAUGAGGCUGCUGAGUAUAUGAACCCUUUUGAUGAGCCAGAUGCUGAACCUGAGACACUCACACCCAUCAAAGAUUUUCCUCCUCAACCUGUAAAAAGAAAAAAUAUACGGCCUGUAGACAUGAGCAAAUAUCUCUAUGCUGAGACAUCAAAAACAGAUGAUGAUGAGUUGGAUGAAUCAAACCCAUUUUAUGAACCAAAAUCAAGCUCUGCUUUAAAUAACCAAGUUACUUCGCUGCAAGAAACAGAAAGAAAGAUGAAAAGAAAAGCUCCUGAACCACCAGUCCUCUCACCAAAGACAGAAAUGGAAACAAGUGAAAACAUGUCAGCUAUUCAUGCAGUGAAAGAGCUUUCCUCUUCUCCCAAGCCAAGCCCAAUACCAAGUCCUGGUGUGGGGAGGAAGACAAAUGCUAGUCAGUCAUUGCUUGCUUGGUGCAAAGAAGUUACAAAAAACUACAGAGGAGUAAAAAUCACCAAUUUCACUACAUCCUGAAAUGGAUUGUCCUUUUGUGCAAUAUUACACCACUUUAGGCCUGAGCUAAUUGACUACAAGUCCCUGAAUCCUCAAGAUAUUAAAGAGAACAACAAAAAGGCCUAUGAUGGAUUCGCCAGCUUAGGAAUAUCCCGGCUUCUAGAACCUUCUGACAUGGUCUUGUUAGCAAUUCCUGACAAACUGACUGUUAUGACCUAUCUUUAUCAAAUACGGGCACAUUUCAGUGGACAAGAGCUAAAUGUGGUUCAGAUUGAAGAGAACAGUAGCAAAAGCACAUACAAAGUGGGCAACUAUGAAACGGAUCCAAACAGUUCUGUUGAUCAGGAAAAAUUCUAUGCAGAACUAAACGACUUGAAACAGGACCCAGAACUCCAACAACCUGAUGGGGACUUGGCAGACUUUGUUUUUCAGGAUGAUUCUGUAAUCAUAAAUGACAGUGACGUUGGGGAGUCAGAAAGUGAGCAUCAAACACCAGAUGCCCAUCUAAGCCCAGGUGUGGCUUCUGUUUCCUCACGCAGGACUAAAAAUGAUGCAGAUCAACAAAAAACCCACCAAACCUUGGAAAGGACUUCUGGAUUUGAGGAAGCUGGGAAAUGCAGUACAGCACAAGCACAGCCCCUGUUGGGAAGGAAGAAACUGCUCAAAGCAGACACUUUAGAUCUGAGUGAUUUGGCACAAGUCAGCAAUUCAAAAAGGGAUUUCUUUCCAACAACUUUAUGUGAAGAAGCUGAUAAGAAAGGACACCAGUAUUCAGACAGUACUAUUAAUUUCUCAGAACUAGAGAAUCAUAGAUAUCCAGAACUCGGAGAGAGUAGGAAAUUGGAUUUGGAAUCACGUAUUGAAAAAACAAACUUAGAAGUGGGAAAUAAACCUGGAUACUCUUACAAUAGGGAUACAGAUGUCGACAAAAAAUGUCAUACUGCUCAGAGGCAAAUGGAGGCAGACUCAGAAUUUGAGACCAAAACAGCUAUACACCAGACUGAUCUGACUACAAAAACGGCACAGCAACGAAUGUUAUCAAGACAGGAAGAACUAAAAGAACGGGCAAGAGUUCUGCUUGAACAAGCAAGAAGAGACGCAGCUUUAAAGGCAGGAAAUAGGCAACUCUCCAGUUCAACCACCCCAGGCCGCUCUAAGCAACUAAAUGACCAGCAAGAUGAAGAGCGGCGUCGGCAGCUGAGAGAGAGAGCUCGUCAGCUAAUAGCAGAAGCUCGAUCUGGAGUGAAGAUGUCAGAACUUCCUAGCUACAGUGAAAUGGCUGCAGAAAAGUUGAAAGAAAGGUCAAAGGCAUCUGGAGAUGAGGAUGGAAAUCAUAAUAUUGAAAUAGUUACUAAUGAGGAAAAGCCUGAAUAUACUGUUACUGGUGGUGAAGAUCAACAUACUAACCUAGAAAAUGACCUUGAUUCUAAUGCUGAACAGAACAGCAAGUUGGUGGAUUUGAAACUGAAGAAGCUCCUAGAAUCCCAGCCACAAGUGGCAAAUUCACUCUCCAGUGCUGCUCAGAAGGCAACUAUUGAUAACGCAGAGCAUGAGUUUAAGAAUGAGACAGAGGAACAUCGUGCUGAGCGAUUACAAAAAGCAACAGAACGUUUUAGAAAUCCUGUUGUGUUCAGCAAGGACUCCACAGUCAGAAAAACUCAGCUUCAGUCAUUCAGUCAAUAUGUUGAAAACAGACCAGAGAUGAAAAGGCAGAGAUCAAUACAGGAAGAUACAAAGAGAGGAAAUGAGGAGAAGGCAGCGAUAACUGAAACUCAGAGGAAGCCAUCAGAAGAUGAAGUGCUUAAUAAAGGGUUCAAAGACACCAGUCAGUAUGUUGUAGGAGAAUUGGCAGCACUAGAGAAUGAGCAAAAGCAAAUUGACACCCGUGCCGCGCUGGUGGAGAAGCGCCUUCGCUAUCUCAUGGACACAGGGAGAAACACUGAGGAAGAAGAGGCUAUGAUGCAAGAAUGGUUCAUGCUGGUCAAUAAGAAAAAUGCCUUAAUAAGAAGAAUGAAUCAACUCUCCCUGCUGGAAAAAGAACAUGACCUAGAAAGACGGUACGAACUGCUCAACAGGGAGUUAAGAGCAAUGCUUGCCAUUGAAGACUGGCAAAAGACUGAAGCCCAAAAAAGGCGAGAGCAGCUUUUGCUGGACGAACUUGUUAUUCUUGUUAAUAAACGUGAUGCGCUCGUCAGAGAUUUAGAUGCCCAAGAAAAACAGGCUGAAGAAGAAGAUGAACAUUUGGAAAGGACUCUUGAACAAAACAAGGGGAAAAUGGCCAAGAAAGAAGAAAAAUGUGUCCUUCAGUGACCAGACUUCAUGGGGCAAGACACUGUCCUAUUUUAUAGCCUAAACCUUUUUAUGUUUUGGAACUUCCGGAACCAAGACUGGGGGGGAAAACCAAUAUAUAAUACACUUUGUAAAAUGUUAAAACCUUGCAUUUGGCUAGACCAGCUGUACCCUGAAUUGCUUUGGGUUUUUGUUUUUUUUUUCCCUUGCCACUCAAGCAAUAUUAGUUCAGAACUAACUUUUCACCAAGAUUUAGUUGUGAGCUUAGACAUACUUUUAAAAUUAUUUUAAAUAAGUUUAUACCCAAAUGUUUUUGAAAUAUCAAGGGCGUUUAAGGUGGGGAAAACCUGGUAUCUGAAUUUUAAAAUACUUUAUUUUAUGUAAUAGCAUUGUAGAGGAAGAUAAAAUUCAUUCUUAAUUAUUUCAUCUAGCCAUGCCACAUGUAAUAUUUAAUAUGUUACCUAAAAUUUUAUUGUUAGAUCAUACUCAGACCAUUUAUUUUAACCGUGCUAUAUUUACCAAUUUUAUUUCAACAGCAGUUUUACAUUUUUAUUGUAAGUAUAACUAUAAAUUUAAGGCUUUCUGAUGUGCUCAGAGAGCAGUUCUUUUUAACCUAUAGCUUGCAAGGCCCUUAUGAUUUGAAGAAGUGAUUGUAAUUAUGAGGCUAACCAAGUGUGAUCAGUUUACAAAACACAUUUCUUCUUUAGAGGCAAAACUGUUUUUUAAAACAAAUAAUUAUUUAUUUAUCUCUUAGUUUAGUUCCCUUCUCUCCAUCCUGUUGGACAUCUGCAAUCUGGCUCCACAAUGCUGUUCAUAUUUAUUCUGUACCCAUCAGGAGUCUAUCUUGCCAUUGUUUGCAGAAUCCCGUUGCAAGUUAAUAUAUCCUUCUCUAGCAUCCUACUCAUUUUUGUGGAAACUGUUAUGUUUAUUUAUUGCAAUACAAGUCAUGUAUAAAUUUUCAAUAAAGCUGGAUCUUUCUUACCAUAA